Molecule: messenger RNA, 4772 nt
Organism: Salvia splendens (bonfire salvia)
Lineage: Eukaryota; Viridiplantae; Streptophyta; Magnoliopsida; Lamiales; Lamiaceae
Product: receptor-like protein kinase FERONIA
Exons: 6
Coding region: 216-4568 (1450 amino acids)
Biological process (GO): protein phosphorylation
Molecular function (GO): ATP binding; protein kinase activity
Source: RefSeq, a predicted model, not a curated record
AUUUUAUUCGGAUCUCCUGUCGCAGACUUGGCUUCAUCUGUGUUUCACCAAAAAAAUAGUCCACCCCAUAUCUUUUUCUCUGUACAAAUCUCAAUUCACAACGCGUAUUGACUAGUGCAACACGUUUACUUGAGAGUUGACGCUCAGAAUUGUAAUCAAAUUCCAACUCCGAUCAUCUAUCUUUCUUCCCAAAGUAAAUUUACAUGCAAUUCUGAAUGCACCGUCUCGUGAUUCUCUGCUUCCUACUGUUCAAUUUUACAAUUACAGGUGGUGAUCGUAUUUCUAUCAACUGCGGCGGAGGUGCAGCUGUGAGCGGCCAAAAAUGGGGCGGAGACGCUGCCACGAAAGGCUCAUCAAAGGCAUCAACUGUCACGGGAGAGCUGAUCACAGCCGUCGAUCCAGUUCCCUACGUCACCGCGCGCAUCUCUCGCUCCCAAUUUUCCUACUCUUUUCACCUCGUUUCAGGUCAGAAAUUUAUCCGCCUUCACUUCAAUCCCGCUCACUACCAUGGCUUCCAUACCUACACUGAUUUCUUCACCGUUGAAGCGGGACCUUUCACCCUACUUGCUAAUUUCAGUGCUUCCAUAACUGCUCGUGCUCUCUCUCUCAAUAUCCUUGUUAAGGAAUUCUGCAUAAUUGUACAUCAAAAUCAACCCCUUAAUAUAGUUUUCUCUCCCGAACCUAGCCAAUCCAAGUAUAAUUAUGCAUUCAUUAAUGGAAUUGAGAUUAUAUCAGUGCCUCCCACCAUUUCUUACUGUCAUGGUGGAGAUAGUGGAGUUGAUGUGCUUGGAGAAAAGUCUGUCAUCUAUAUUAACAAUGCUACUGCACUUGAGAGGGUUUACCAUCAAAAUAUGAAGUUGGGGACUGCCUCGUUUGGCCAUGAUAUGUUUGGGAUAUGGGCAUCGAUUCUUCAAGGAAAUGGAAACAAGGCUAGUGAUCUCGUUUGGAGCGUGUCGGUUGAUGUGGGAUUUAGGUAUUUGGUCAGGGUUCAUUUGGCUGAGAUAGGAAUUAAAAUGGACUUCGUGCUUAUGAUUGAAAACAUGGUUGCCUUGACUAGUGUUGAUAUGCUCCAACAAUCGGGGAAUCAAAGUGUUCUUUGGUAUAACUAUAUAGUGAUGGUGCAAGGGAAGAAAAGUGAGUCUAAGCAUGGAAUCUCGAUUUCUCUGCAUUCUCAACAUGAAUUAGUGGAUAGACAAGGCCCAAUUGAAGGAUUUGAAGUCUUCAAGUUAAGCAACCAUGACCUCAGUCUUGCUAGUCCCAGUCCUCUGCUUCCACCAGGAGACUCACCAUCAUACUCUAUCCCUACUCUACUCAACUCUCUUCUUGGUCGAAAAAAUGCUAUUGCAACUGUGGUCUUUACUAAGAUUUCUCUGGUAAUCAUCAUUGUCCACCUGCUCCAAAAAAUGUGGGCAACUGACUUUUUGGAAGAGGAAAAAGAGCCAUCUGCUGGGGCAAAGCAAUCAUGCCGUCGCUUUUCACUAGCUGCGAUUCGAUCGGCAACAGACAACUUCCACAGCAGAAAUUUCAUUGGAAGGGGUGGAUUUGGGAAUGUCCACAAAGGGCUCAUAGAUAAUCGGCGAGAGAUUGUAGCUGUAAAGCGAUUAAAACAACACUCCAGUAUUGGAGAGCAACAAUUUUGGACAGAGGUUGAAAUGCUUUCUGAGCUUCGACAUGUGAAUUUAGUUUCUCUCAUCGGAUACUGCUGUGAGCAAAAGGAAAUGAUUCUUGUUUACGAGUAUAUGCCCAACGGGACACUUGCUGACCAUCUAUACAAACUAGCUAAGAAAAACAAUGAAUUUUAUCACCUCUCUUGGAAGCAACGACUUAAGAUCUGCAUUGGAGCUGGUCGAGCUCUAGAUUAUCUUCACACAGGCCAUGGGAUCAUACACCGAGAUGUGAAAUCUUCAAACAUUCUGCUUGAUGAGAAUUUUGUUGCUAAAAUAUCAGAUUUUGGCUUGGCUAAGACUGGAUUUGGCAGCGACUCUCGGAUCCAAAAUAGCACACUAGUUAGAGGCACACGAGGAUAUUUGGACCCAAAUUACUGUGUAACUCAUAAACCAACAAAAAAUAGCGACACAUAUUCUUUUGGUGUGGUGUUGCUGGAAGUGUUGUGUGGGAGAAGAGCACUGGAGCGAUGUGAUGAAGAAGAUAAGUGUUGUCUGGCUACAUGGGCUAUAGAUAUCAUCAGUAAGGGACAGGCUGAUCAUAUUGUACUUCCAAGUCUAAUAAGGGAAGUAUCACCAGAUAGCCUAAAGACGUUUGUGAAGGUUGCUAAAAGAUGCCUGCACGAUGAACCCAAAAAACGGCCAGCGAUAGGGCAUGCUGUUAUGAAACUUGAGCUUGCACUUGAGCAGCAGGAGAAGGCAGAAGCUCUUGAUUCAAAUGAGAGGACUGGCAUUGAAAAAUUGUUUUCAUCAACUGAUAAAUAUCACGAGGACAAUGUGAAUUUCAUGGCACCAAAUGAGAAAACAAAUAUUGUUGAUGCCGGGCCUCAGAUGGAGAAUGUGACAUCCUCGGCUCCCAAUGCCAUGCCACAUUCAGAUGAUGAUGGAACCAUUUUAUCAAGUAGUCGGAUACCAAUGACGAAUGUGAAAACUGUUACAUUUCUUCCCAAUGAACAAAUUAACAGCACUAUGAUCAAUUCUGGAAGACAAGGAGGAAGAAAAUCCAUGAUACUUCGCAUAUCAAGAAAACUUUGGCCUUGGGAUGCAUUUUGGAAGACCAAGAAACCCUCAAACAAAAUGGACUUAGCAGGCACCUCAGUAUCAGCACCGAUAUUACAUAGGACCAGCACCAUUACAAUGGAUGGCAAUACUGAGAGAAGUGAUGGGGUGAUUUCAAGUCCAGCAGUGGAGUCAUCAAAUGAAAUAGAAGAGCAUAUGCGGGUUAUGGAUAAUUUUAGUAAGGGACAAGUUGAUUAUAUUGUGGCUCCAACUCUGAGAGGGGAAAUCUCACCAGAUAGCCUGAGGACGUUUGUCAACAGUGCAGAAAGAUGGCUCCGUGAUGAACCAAAAAACCGGCCAACAACCAUACACAUUGUAACAAAAAUUGAGCUUGCACUUCAACAGAAGGAGAUGGCAGACUCUUCGCCACCAAAAGACAAAAUUAGUGUUGAAGGUGGCUCUUCAUCCACUGGUACAUCUCAGAGGGCGAACACAAAAUUUUUUGAACCAAAUGAUAAAAUAAAUGUUGCCAAUGAUGUAAAUCCAAGCCCAGCAGGGCAGGUGUCUUCAGCUACUGGUACAUCUCAGCAGAAGAAAGUGGAAUUUAAGAAAACAAAUGUUGAAGAUGAUGCAUGUCCCGGUCCGGUAAGGCAGGUGUCUUCAUCCAAUGGUGCAUCUCUGAAGGAAAACAUGAAACUUUUUGGAGCAAAUAAGAAAAUAAAUGUUGCUGAUGAUGCAAGUCCCAGUCAGGCAGGACAGGUGCCUUCAGCUACUGAUAAUACAUCUCAGCAGUUUAACGAGUUUUUUUAUAAGAGGAUGAAAGAUGCGAACCCCAGUCCGGCAGGGCAGGUGCCUUCAUCUACUGGUACUUCUCAUAAUGCGAACAUGGAACUGCUUGGACUAAAUAAGAAAGUAAAUGUUGCCGACGAUGGGAGUUUUAGUGUGAUUGCCCAGCCCAAUUUGAGGGUUUUCAGCUUCGCGGAACUCAAAGUCGCAACUCGCAAUUUCAGAGCUGAUUUGGUGCUGGGAGAAGGAGGUUUUGGCAUGGUUUACAAGGGGUGUCUGGGUGACAGAGCCGCUGCCAAAAAAGCCUUCGUUGCUGUCAAGAAGUUGAGUUCUGAAAGCAUGCAAGGGUUUCAAGAGUGGCAGUCUGAGGUGAACUUCCUUGGAAGACUCUCUCAUCCCAAUCUAGUGAAGCUGUUGGGCUACUGCCAUGAGGAUGAACAACUACUUCUUGUCUAUGAAUACAUAGCCAACGGCAGCCUGGAAAACCAUCUUUUUAGUAAGUCACGUGUUCAGCCGCUUCCGUGGCACAUUAGGCUUAAGAUAUUGACUGGAGUAGCUCGUGGCAUGGCGUUCUUGCAUGCAUCAAAAGAAGCAGUUAUCUAUAGGGACUUCAAGACAGCUAACAUAUUGCUUGACGAAUCAUACGAAGCUAAGCUAUCUGACUUUGGGUUAGCGAGGCCGGGUCCAACAGAUGGUCAUUCCCAUGUCUCGACACGGGUUAUGGGAACGCAGGGUUAUGCUGCUCCCGAAUAUAUUGCCACAGGGCACUUGUAUGUGAAGAGUGAUGUAUAUGGGUUCGGUGUGGUGUUACUGGAAAUGAUGACAGGGCUGCGAGCACUCGACAAUAGACGUCCAUCUGGACAACAGAGUCUGGUUGAGUGGAUAAAACCCUAUUUAUCCAAGUGGAAGAAGUUAAAAGAAAUUAUUGAUGCCCGUUUAGAGGGAGGAUAUCAUAAAAAAUCAGUACUACUACAAUUAGCUACGGUUGCCUUAGGUUGCCUUGAAGCGGAUCCCAAAAAAAGACCCUCUAUGGAAGAGAUAUUCCACACACUGGGAAAAAUUUAUGCUACCAACAACACACCUACACAAACUAGUAAGAAUCGCUUCUUCUCAAGAUAGCUUAUUACUCACUUUGGUCAGGUGGCCAGUAUUGAAGCACAGACCGUAACAAUUUACUGUUUGAGUUCAUCCCCUGUAUCUUCCUUUUUUUAUACAGUUUGUACAUUAGCUCCACCUAUAGAGGUUUGGAUGUUCAUGUCGGAGAAAAUUUGACUGUGAAUUCAAAUCAUGUGUGAAAAGUAAGAUUUAGAAUUGUUGUGCAAA